UGAGGUCUCUGGGGAAGGCAGAGCUGUGGUCUAGAAGAAGAUGAGACUGUUGGGUCUUCUCCUUUGCCUGGUGCUGGCUCCCCAAGGUGUCCUGUCCCAGGUGCAGCUGCAGGAGUGGGGCCCAGGACUGGUGAAGCCCUCGAAGACCCUCUCCCUCACCUACACUGUCUCUGGAUUCUCCAUCACAAGCAGCAGUGAUGCUUGGAGCUGGAUCCGGCAGCCCCCAGGGAAAGGGCUGGACUGGAUUGGGUGCAUAUAUUCUACUGGUAGCACCUACUACAACCCAUCCCUCAAGAGCCGCACUUCCAUCUCCAGAGAUGCGUUCAAGAACCAGUUCUCCCUGCAGCUGAGCUCCGCUACCACCGAGGACACAGCCGUGUAUUACUGUGCAGGAGACACAGUGAGGGGAAGUCAGUGUGAGCCCAGACGCAAACCUCCCUGCAGGAGACAGGAGGAGCUGGGCUGCAGAGGGCUCUCAGGACCAGCAGGGGGCGCUCAGGACUCAGUGAGCACACAGAUCAGGUGCAGGAAUCAGAUGUGA
This is a messenger RNA of Ceratotherium simum simum (southern white rhinoceros), 541 nucleotides long. NCBI's taxonomy places the organism in Eukaryota, Metazoa, Chordata, Mammalia, Perissodactyla, Rhinocerotidae. The record is from RefSeq and is a predicted model, not a curated record.